Molecule: messenger RNA, 255 nt
Organism: Ostertagia ostertagi
Lineage: Eukaryota; Metazoa; Nematoda; Chromadorea; Rhabditida; Trichostrongylidae
Source: the annotation of a GenBank genome assembly
ACCUCCGAAAAACGAGAUGCAAUUCUUUUCUUUGCCGGCCAAUUCAACGCAGAUGACUACAUAUCGAUCGCCAUCAUCGGUCCAAAUAUCAUUUUAAGGCAUGAUUGCGGCGAAGGAGCGAUUGAGGACAUGUACCGCGGACCUUUUGCACUUAAUGAGUGGCAUUCGGUCACGGUAUGGAGGAAAUUCUGUGAUCGUACACAGUUGAAGGUGGACUCAAAACCGCUGAUGGUGGAUCUCACUGAGCAGUUCAGG